CCGAGGAUGGGGACACGGACACGGGCGCGGGGGUCCCGGCGAGCCCCGCGCCGCCCUCGGCGCAGCCGACCGGCCAACAGGGAGAGCUGCAGGCGGCGGGAGGAGCGGCUAGCCCGAGCCGCGGCCUGCGCGGCCCCACGUGAGGCGGCGCCGCGGGGAAUUCGAAUGGCGGGAAGGGGAGGCGGUGCUCGGGCCGUGCGGAACGGGGGGUGACGGCUCGGCUCCGAUUCUUCCCUUUCCUCCUUCCCUGUUUUCCCUCUUCUUUCUUUUUCCCUUCGCUCUUUGCCUGCCUGGACCUGAAAUCUGGAGAGGUUUACAGAUGGAUGAGGUAGGGAGUAUGGAUAAAACGCACAAUGGAAAACUUUGCAUUUUCCCAGAGUAGGAGAGCGAUCGGUGUUCAAAUCCCAACUCAGUCACCAGUCCCUCAGAUUCCAAGAUGCCAGGAAAACGCAGUAUGAAGAACCCUCUGCCAGAAAAAGAGUCUCCUGAGACAAAGAAGGUUAAAGUCAGCCACCCGUCACACCGCUCACAGCCUGGGCUGGUGCUGACACUGGGCCAGGGUAAUGUCGGCCAACUGGGCCUGGGCGAGGACAUCAUGGAGAGGAAGAAGCCAGCUCUGGUCACGCUGCCGGAGAUGGUGGUGCAGGUGGAAGCUGGAGGGAUGCACACGGUGUGCCUCAGCCAGACGGGAAAGAUCUACACCUUUGGCUGCAAUGAUGAAGGUGCCCUGGGACGUGACACCUCGGCUGAAGGGUCUGAGACCUCUCCAGGGCUAGUGGAGCUGCAGGAGAAGGUGGUGCAGGUGUCGGCGGGGGACAGCCACACAGCCGCACUGACUGAGGAUGGCAGGGUCUUUGUCUGGGGCUCCUUCCGGGAUAACAAUGGAGUGAUCGGCUUGCUGGAGCCUAUGAAGACAAGCUCCAUUCCUUUGCUGCUCCAGCUCGACGCACCUGUUGUUAAAAUAGUUUCUGGAAAUGACCACUUGGUGAUGCUGACAGUGGAUGGUGACCUGUUCACAUGUGGGUGUGGCGAACAGGGCCAGCUGGGCAGAGUGCCAGCACUCUUUGCCAACCGAGGAGGACGGAAAGGGCUGCAGCGGCUGCUGGUCCCCCAGCUUGUUCCUGUCAGAGGCAAAGGGAGAAGGGGCAAAAUGCGCUUCCAGGAUGCUUUCUGCGGGGCCUAUUUCACCUUCGCCGUCACGCGUGAGGGACACAUCUAUGGAUUUGGCCUCUCCAACUACCACCAGCUGGGGACCCAGGACACCGAGCCUUGCUUCUCCCCGCAGAACCUCACGUGCUUCAAGAAUUCCACCAAGUCUUGGGUUGGGUUUUCUGGUGGGCAGCACCACACAGUCUGUGUCGACUCCGAGGGUAAAGCCUACAGCCUGGGCAGGGCAGAGUAUGGCCGGCUGGGCCUUGGGACAGGGGCAGAGGAGAAGAGUACACCCACAGUUAUCCCGGAGCUCCCCAGUAUCACUUCGGUGGCCUGCGGAGCGUCAGUUGGUUAUGCCGUCAGCAGAGAUGGACGAGCAUUUGCCUGGGGAAUGGGCACUAACUACCAGCUGGGCACCGGGGAGGAGGACGAUGUCUGGAGCCCCGUGGAGAUGACAGGGAAACAGCUGGAGAACCGGCGGGUGCUGGCUGUGUCCAGCGGCGGGCAGCACACGGUGCUGCUGGUCAGUGACAAAGAGCAGAGCUGAUGAAACGACGCUGCAGCCAAGCCCAGCGGGAUCACAGCACCCCCAGACCCCCCCCCAACUUCUGCCUGGGUUGGGGAGCCGAUUACUUGGGGAGGGCAGGAGGCUCGUGGAGCUGGGCCCAGCAGCACCUGCAUGGCUGGAACAGGGUGCCCGUGGGUUCUCCCUGCAAGCAUUUGUCUGUUUUCCUGUGGUGCCCAGUGCUCUGUCAGCUCCUUGGGUCCGCUUGGUCCUAAACUCAUGCCGGUUCUAUACCUGGAUGGAUUUCUACUUCUCAUCUGUUUUUUUUUAACAUUUCUCAGCCCAGCAAAGCAAUCAGGUUUGGGUAUCAGUCUCCCUGAGGUCACCAUGUUCCCCACAUCUGGAUGCUCCUCCCCCUUCACCUAAAUAUACCUCUCUGGCCAUGGUGUCUGCUGCCACCCACCAAACCCCUCUGAGCCCAUUCCAGGCAAUCUGAGUCCAACAGGAAUGUGCCCAAGAAGCUCUAUCCUCUAAUCCCAAACUUGUGGUUACUGUGGGGAUGUUCUGCCUGGUGAGGGAAAAUGCUGCUGGAUGAUGCCUAGCACACUGUGAUGGCUGCAAAAGGGAAGGGGGGCCUCCUGCCUCCCAUCCCUCAGGUAUCUAAGCUGAACCCUCUCAGGCAGUUAGGCCAGGAGCAGGUUCCCUUCUCCCCAUGGCCACGGAGCAGCCACCUCCAGCACUUUUUGCAGUCCUGGCCACAUGCUCUUGGCCAUUGCCUUUGGAAACCCAACAAAAUCCAUCCCACAGGUGGGGACACUUACUCUUUUUUCCUCUUUCACUUGCUGAGGAAGGAGCUUCAUUUGCUAUGAGGGCCUUGCUGAGCAGACACCCAGACCCCAGCUAUGCAUGGAGUCACUGGAAACAACAGCACUCCUCUGUGUUGCUUCCUGUGCCCAGCCUGCUCCAUCCACUCCUUACAGGAGGUCCAGGUACCUGGAGUGAGGAAGGGUCUGCAAAGAGCUAAAUUAUAGCAAUUGGGGGGGAGGGGGGAGGGAGGAU
Prinia subflava (tawny-flanked prinia) is the source of this 2716-nucleotide messenger RNA. It is a transcript of the gene RCC1, whose product is annotated as regulator of chromosome condensation 1. Gene Ontology annotation, molecular function: guanyl-nucleotide exchange factor activity. Gene Ontology annotation, cellular component: cytoplasm. Lineage: Eukaryota; Metazoa; Chordata; Aves; Passeriformes; Cisticolidae. The transcript is spliced from 10 exons. The record is from RefSeq and is a predicted model, not a curated record. Bases 437 to 1699 code for a protein of 420 amino acids.